CUUAUCUGAAUUGAGAAGCACAUUAGAGCCACUCAGCCAAUCAGGACACAGCGCUGUAGCAAAGUGCAGGCCCGAAAGAGGAAGAGCAGAGAACUUUUGUUUUCCUCAGAGUUUAAUGAAGUUGGCCUGGUCACUCGAGCAAGGAUUAAAGGAGAAUUUGGUGUCACUGAGCUGUGACUGCUGAAGAGGGCACUCAAGUGUUCGGGUCACUGAGUGAGCACGAUGGUCUCAGUCCAGAGCUGCAUCAGGAGGAAUAUGGCUGGCUCUCCUCCUGCUUUGCCAGGCUUUGGGAACUCGGGGAAGAGUUUUCUUAUUGACAAUCUACUGCAGUCUCACACACCUUCAGCCUGUCAGGAAGGUACAGCAGGUGGACACCUGAGACUAGGAGCGUGUGAACAUCCAAGGAGAAGCUGGGGCUCUGAGCACGAAGCCUACCAAAGCCAGGCCCUCAGUCCUCAACAGGUCAAAGAUCUAAGCGGACCAUAUCUGCCAGCCUCAGGUGUACUGAGCAGUGUUUUCCUGCGGAGCCCGCAGUAUCUGCUGGCAUGCUGCGGUGGGUCCAGGCCCCCUCCUGUCUUCUCCAAGGGAGCAAACGUUCGAAUGUGGUCUGGUGAUAUGAGUCACAAAUCACGCAGGGGGAUCUUAAGGAGAGCUGUGUUCUCAGAGGAACAACGGAAAGAGCUGGAGAAAACUUUUCGGAGGCAAAAAUACAUCAGCAAGACAGACCGCAACAAACUAGCAGCUAAUCUCAGUCUAAAGGAGUCACAGGUCAAAAUCUGGUUCCAGAACCGUCGAAUGAAGUGGAGGAACUGUAAAGAGAAGGAGGUUCAUAACACUCGCUCCCCGAUGGAUGAGCUCAUGGCUCAAGGUCUUGCUCAGGAAGAGGAAGAACCAUCACAGAAUCACAAUGAUGCAAAACCAGAGAGAUCACUGACACAGAAGAGUGCCAGGGACACAUGAGAGGCUAUUAUGACUUUAAAAUCAAGUAAUGACUUUUUAAGAUAUCAACAAAAACCUGUAAAAGGCUACAGUAUUGUUAUGGUGUUAAAAUGAGUGCAUGAAAUAGACUCUGUGAAGACUAACAAUUGUAAUAUGAACUUUUCAAUGCAUUUUUUCAUUUUGCUGCAUCAUAGAUGUAACCAGGUUCAGCUCCUGGGUUAAUGAUCUCAGUACGUUCCGCUGCUUCAGUAGGCAAUUCAUUGGAUAUUAAUCUGACGAGUCUUUCCUGGAAAAAUUCAUAUUCUUAGAACGUAACAGCAAUCAGUUCCAGGAAAGAAUGAGUCACUUCAUGUAAUAUAUUUUCUAUUUCACGCUUUGGUCAGCUUUACACUGAUGCUCUGCUUAUUAUUGGAAAUAUAUUUUGGACUCCCAU
Notolabrus celidotus (New Zealand spotty) is the source of this 1372-nucleotide messenger RNA. RefSeq names its product developing brain homeobox 2 (gene dbx2). The coding region runs from base 223 to 960 and encodes 245 amino acids. Gene Ontology annotation, biological process: regulation of transcription by RNA polymerase II. The transcript has 4 exons. Gene Ontology annotation, molecular function: DNA binding; DNA-binding transcription factor activity, RNA polymerase II-specific. The record is from RefSeq and is a predicted model, not a curated record. Lineage: Eukaryota; Metazoa; Chordata; Actinopteri; Labriformes; Labridae.